Molecule: messenger RNA, 522 nt
Organism: Rotaria sordida
Lineage: Eukaryota; Metazoa; Rotifera; Eurotatoria; Philodinida; Philodinidae
Source: the annotation of a GenBank genome assembly
AUGUUAUCGCCUUUGAAAAAGAAGACCAAAUUUUCAAAAUUAUCAUACAACAUACAUAUCGUUGUUGAUAAUUCAAAUCUUUUUAUUGGUGCUCAACUUGGUCAAGGUAUAAAUGGACAACAAGAUGCUGCUAUCCGUAUUAAUGUUGGAAAUUUGGUUCAAAUUAUUGAAGAGAAUAAAAAUUUACAGGAUAUAAAGACAAGAAUUGUCGGUGGUAGUACGCCACCUCGUACAUCACGAGUUUGGGAUGAAUGGGAAAAAUGUAAUUAUAAAUGUUUACUUGGUGAUCGAUCUAUGUUUAAUAAAGAAGUAUUCUUAGAUGAUAUGUUGCAUUCACAAAUUCAAAACUUAAUUUUGAAAAAUUUGUCGCAUCGAGGAAAUAUACAACAAAUUCUUAUACUAAUUAGUGGCGAUGGAAAUGCAAAUAAUAAUCGAACAAGUUUUCCCGAUAUAGUAACUAUAGCACUAGAACAUGGUUGGACAGUGACAUGUGAAUGGAUUUGGUUAUGCAAGUAUGGAUGA